AAUAUGGCGUGAUCCAAUUGACACGAGAAGUUUUGAUACAUCAUCCGUUGCUAAUUGCCAAUUGUGGAUGGUCCUGAUUUUGUGUGAAUUAUUAAGGCGCAAAACUUUUCAAAUAAGCUAACGUUGAAUUCAAGUUUUAGUUCGUUUUAAGUGAAUAUUUGUGAUUAUUGGACAUUUUCUGUGAUUGUAUUUAAUGUGUGGUUAAGCUUUUAAGCAUGAUGAAGUUGUAUAAAGAAAGACUGCUGUCGGAUGCCCAGUUAAAACGUUUAGGUGAACAUCAGUAUUCAUGUCAAAGUGUUAGUAUAAUGGACAAAUUAUUGCAACCCUAUUGGAAUUGGUUAACGUCAAAAGUGCCCAUUUGGUUAGCACCUAACCUCAUCACCAUUUUGGGGCUCGUUGUAAAUAUUGUCACCGCUUUAAUUCUAAUAUGGUAUUCACCAGACGCAAAACAGGACGCUCCGCGGUGGGCGUGUGGGUUGUGCGCUCUGGGCCUUUUUGUCUACCAAAGUCUAGACGCGAUAGACGGUAAGCAGGCCAGGAGAACCGGGACGGCCAAUCCCCUAGGUGAAUUGUUCGACCACGGCUGCGACUCGAUAUCCACCGUCUUCGUGGCCUUAUCGGCGACCAUAGCCAUCCAGCUGGGCUACUAUCCAGGAUGGAUGUUUUUCCAGUGCUUUUGUGCUAUGACACUUUUUUAUUGUGCCCAUUGGCAAACCUACGUGUCCGGGACGUUGCGCUUCGGGAGAAUCGACGUCACGGAAGCCCAGUACACCAUCAUGGGUAUUCUCCUGGUGUCCACCGUCUGCGGGCCUAGGAUAUGGUCGACAAAGUUUUUUAGCGGUACUGUGUAUUUGUGGUAUUUAAUACCAUUAAGCACUAUAGUGUGCGGCCUGUGGUCGCUUUACCAAAGUAUUAUUGUGAUAUGCACUGGAGGUGUCGGCAAGAACGGAUCGACUGUCGCUGUGUUCGGCUAUUCUUUCGAUUGGUGUCACGUGAUGGCUACCGUGUUUUCCCUGGGAUAUCUCAACUUGUUUUACACCUUAGUCGAACGCAUCAAAAUGGGCGGAUGCGGCAAGAACGGAUCGACGGUCGCUGGAACAAGUGUCUUAUCGCCGAUUAUACCGUUCUCAAUGGUGCUCGUGCCUGCGUUUAUAAUUUAUCAAAAGUCGACGGAACACGUCUACGAAGAGCACCCGACGUUGUAUAUUUUGGCCUUUGGGUUAGUAGCUGCUAAAGUGACUAAUCGUCUUGUGGUUGCUCAUAUGACGAAAAGUGAAAUGGAUUAUAUGGAUUGGUCGCUUUUAGGACCGACGAUGCUCUUCUUGAACCAGUACUUUAAUACUUUCGUAAAAGAGUACUAUAUUUUGUGGUUGUGUUUGAUAUGGGUGGUGAUAGAUUUGCUGCGAUAUUGUUACCAGAUUUGUAUGGAAAUUUGUGAUUACCUUCGUGUGGAGUUGUUUAGAAUACCGUAUCCAGGAGGCCCGCAGCGGGCCGCCCCUCCAUUGCUCCAUCUUCCUACAGAGAAAAACGGUAAAUCUGAAAAGAAAAUGCACUGUUCAGAUGGAGAAGACGUUGUGCCUUUGUUACAGUCUGACGAAAACUUAUAAACAUUUGGACUAUUGCCGCAAGUGUGCCUUGUUCGCUCUCGUUGACCAGCAAAAGAACAUAUUUUCUGAAGUAUUUUUGGAGUAUUGUCAUUUUUUAAUUUAUUUUAAUUCUAUUUUCAUGUCACUACUUAACAAACUAGUUACUGUGAAUUGUAUACAUGUUCCUUGCGAAAAGAACAAUAUUAAAUUUUUUUGCUUAA
This is a messenger RNA of Zophobas morio, 1807 nucleotides long. RefSeq names its product cholinephosphotransferase 1-like. Gene Ontology annotation, cellular component: Golgi apparatus; endoplasmic reticulum membrane. The record is from RefSeq and is a predicted model, not a curated record. The transcript has 9 exons. Gene Ontology annotation, molecular function: ethanolaminephosphotransferase activity; diacylglycerol cholinephosphotransferase activity. Gene Ontology annotation, biological process: phosphatidylethanolamine biosynthetic process. Bases 216 to 1607 code for a protein of 463 amino acids. Lineage: Eukaryota; Metazoa; Arthropoda; Insecta; Coleoptera; Tenebrionidae.